GUAUAAAAUCAUAACUUUUUGUGAUGCUUCAGCAGAGCACUCAUUUCGAGACCCGUUAUUCAUUAGCCCCCAGAUUAAACAGAGACAUUGCCGUAAUAACUGUACAUAGACUCAUGAGCACACACACACACACAACACACGUAAGCAUGACCAUGCACGUCUUUAAAAUGUUCGUGGGCUGGCUGCCUAUGGCAGAGAAAAAGCGGGCAGCGGGCGGGGGGUUAAGCGGUUCUGCGGUCCAGUCGGUGCGCGCCGGCUCGCGAAGAGAGCGCACCAGUUUUGCGCCCUCUGCUACACGGACCGCCGCAGCCGCUCGGAAAAUGGGAAACCAGGAGCGGCGACCACUUCCAACUGUUCGUUUCCAGCGGGAUGGGGCUGUAGAGACGCCGUUACUGUGAGCUGCCUGAAUUUAAAGAAAAAAAAAAAACAACAACCAGAACUGGAGAACUUUAUCAGCCUGCAGAAAUGGAGUAUCUUACUUUGAUUUUGUCAGCUGCGCUUUUUCUGUCCGUCCAGCGGAACAAGUUUACCAGGGCGAUGAUGAGUGAUAUUGGAGACUAUGUAGGUACAGACAUUGAAAUAUCCUGGUUACCUAAUCUGGAUGAUUUAAUGAAGGGGUAUGCACGUAAUUUUCGUCCUGGGAUAGGAGGUCCUCCAGUGAACGUAGCCAUGGCUAUAGAAGUAGCCAGUAUCGAUCACAUCUCAGAAGCAAACAUGGAGUACACGAUGACAGUGUUUCUGCGUCAGAGCUGGAGGGAUGACCGUCUCUCAUACAACCACACCAACAAGACGCUUGGCCUGGACAGCCGAUUCGUCGACAAGCUGUGGCUCCCUGACACAUUCAUCGUCAACGCCAAAUCCGCCUGGUUUCACGACGUCACGGUGGAGAACAAGCUGAUCCGCCUGCAGCCUGACGGAGUUAUCCUGUACAGCAUUCGAAUUACCUCAACAGUGGCAUGUGACAUGGAUCUUACCAAAUAUCCCAUGGAUGAACAGGAAUGCAUGCUGGAGCUGGAGAGCUAUGGUUACUCUUCUGAGGACAUUGUGUAUCACUGGUCCGAGAGUCAAGCUCAUAUACAUGGGCUGGAUAAACUGGAACUGUCCCAGUUCACCAUUACCGACUACAGAUUUGACACAGAGAUGAUGAACUUCAAAUCAGCUGGUCGCUUUCCCCGGCUGAGCUUAUGUUUCCAGUUACGGCGGAAUCGGGGAGUGUACAUCAUCCAGUCCUAUGUGCCUUCCAUACUGUUGGUUGCCAUGUCCUGGGUUUCCUUCUGGAUCAGCCAAUCAGCAGUGCCUGCAAGGGUGUCAUUAGGGAUCACGACAGUCCUCACCAUGACCACUCUGAUGGUCAGCGCACGCUCCUCUCUCCCCAGAGCAUCUGCCAUCAAAGCCCUGGACGUCUACUUCUGGAUCUGCUACGUCUUCGUGUUCGCGGCCCUGGUGGAGUAUGCCUUCGCCCACUACAACGCCGACUACAUGAGGAAGCAGAGGGACAAAAUCAGAGCCAACAAAAUGGCAACAGAGUCCAUUGUGAAGAAAGGCAAGCAAGCCAUGGUCCUCUUCUCCCUGUCGGUAACGGGGAUGAACCAGGGCUUGCUCGUUUCCAACCGGCAGAAGCGUGCGCAGAGGGCUCCUGGCGUUCCCUGCGGCGCGGACGAGGCAGAGAAUGGCAAGACGAAGGGUAAGAAGCAGGAGGGGAGCGAAGAGAAAAAGAGCAGUCUGAAGUCGGUGUUCAAACCCAUCGAUGCGGACACCAUCGAUAUCUACGCCAGGGCGGUCUUCCCAGCAGCCUUUGCGGCGGUCAAUGUCAUCUACUGGGUGGCUUACACCAUGUGAGCAGGAGCGCCACAUGGACAAUGUGCAUGGCGUACCUUGACAAUGGCGGCCAGUAGCUCUUGAACGCUGUGAUUCACAAGGGAUUUGUCCCCUCAAGUUCCAAAGACGAGUUCAAGAUAAGAUAGGAACCCCAGCACUAAAAACGAUGGAUUAUUCCUUGUGGAACAGAAAUCCCCCCCACCCCACACACACACAGGUCAGUCCUGUGUCAUCCUGUGUCACAAGGGGAACUGGAAGGAAAGAGUUCUUGGACAGUAGCCACGUCUGCCAUAUUGCACUCUACAGUACAUUCUGGUCAGCUCUGUGUCUGUUGUUCAAUACUUCAGUUCACAUCCUCAAGGCCUUCAUUCGGUUGCUUUUGUAUCUGUGUCCGCGCUUGUUUACCCUGAGCAAAUUAAAUAACCCCUCAACAGGGAGACAGGAGGAGACGGCCACCCUUCUAUUUGCAUAGGCAAAAAGUAGUACUGGUACAAUCGAAACAGCAACUGCAAGAUCAAGAGAACAGCGCAAUGCCAGUCAUACUGUAUAACACAUGAUAUGUCAUCCUGCAUGCUAAUACUCUGUCUUUAACUUUUACCUCCAAUGCACUCACACUGUCUUUUGGUUAGUUUUUAUUACACUAAGUUUAUUACAUGGGAUAUCUUACCACAUCCUGUCAAUCUCUCUGUUUGCAGAACAUUAAAAGCAAUUGUUUGAUCACCUAUAUUUGUCCCCUUUGUCACAUCAUUUCUGCAUUGACUUAAAGGUUGAUCUUUUCUUUGAGGAUGCCUUUGCUACAGUAUACUAAAACAAAUGUUGCUAUAAUAAAAUGGAGAUGAUUAGAAAUUAUUAAGACUCUUGUUUCAAAUGCAGGUUGAGCCCUAUUGCUCAGUCAUCCCUGAACUGAAUCUUUUCUAUUUCAUAAUAUAGCUUAAUACUUGAACAAGAAAUGAAUUGCAUUACUCCUAUGAGAUAUUAUUUUGAUAACUCACAUAACCCAAUAAUAUGGUGUGAAACCAAGUGUUAUGAUGGAUACAGCAUAACUGAUAUUAUAAGAAUUCUAUGACUCGUGUCUAGUUGAAAACAAUGUUUGUCAUUUUUCUGAUGUUAUUCAUACAAAAAUUAAAUAAAAGCCUACAUUUCUGUUAA
Lepisosteus oculatus (spotted gar) is the source of this 2967-nucleotide messenger RNA. RefSeq names its product gamma-aminobutyric acid type A receptor subunit delta (gene gabrd). Gene Ontology annotation, biological process: chemical synaptic transmission; regulation of membrane potential; signal transduction. NCBI's taxonomy places the organism in Eukaryota, Metazoa, Chordata, Actinopteri, Semionotiformes, Lepisosteidae. Gene Ontology annotation, cellular component: synapse; plasma membrane; GABA-A receptor complex. The record is from RefSeq and is a predicted model, not a curated record. Gene Ontology annotation, molecular function: neurotransmitter receptor activity; GABA-A receptor activity; extracellular ligand-gated monoatomic ion channel activity.